Messenger RNA from Cyprinodon tularosa, 17294 nucleotides. It is a transcript of the gene zfhx3, whose product is annotated as zinc finger homeobox 3. Gene Ontology annotation, molecular function: RNA polymerase II cis-regulatory region sequence-specific DNA binding; DNA-binding transcription factor activity, RNA polymerase II-specific; zinc ion binding. Gene Ontology annotation, cellular component: nucleus. The transcript is spliced from 14 exons. The record is from RefSeq and is a predicted model, not a curated record. Bases 778 to 12369 code for a protein of 3863 amino acids. Gene Ontology annotation, biological process: brain development; regulation of neuron differentiation; regulation of transcription by RNA polymerase II. Lineage: Eukaryota; Metazoa; Chordata; Actinopteri; Cyprinodontiformes; Cyprinodontidae.
UUAAACAGUUGCCUACGAGCCCAGGUAGGGUGUGCUGGCUUCUAAAUAAGCAGCACAUUCACCGUCCCCUUCAGGACGGGAGGCAAGGCUGCAGAGUGUGAAAUCAGACUAAUACAGUGGCGUAGGACUGAGCAGGAGCAGGAAAAAGCUCCCGCAUGACUUACUUAGACUAGAAGGGUAGAGAGAGAAAGACAGAAAGAGGGGGAGAGAGAGAGGACAAGAACCAGCAGAAGAUAAAAAGGGAUUGGACAUCAGAGAUAAAAGGGGAAAAAAGGCAGUAAGGACUAUGAAGACUCAUUUUCCGUCUUUCACUGUGGGUUGCAGCCUGGUCGGCUUGUGAAGAAAAUAUUCAAGCCUGUUCUUCCCCCUGAAGAAGCUCUGGACCAUAGGCGAUGGCAGCAUCUUGAUAUGAUGUUCAUGUGACCCGGGAGUCCCUAAAUCCCAAACUACAUAGCUUUAGAAAACCUUGGAAAUACCUGGAAUUCUAGGAUUAUCUCACCAAAACAUAUACAGGUGCCCAGGCACCCAAUCAAUAGCUUUACACUCUACAUUUUUCUGCAAACAAAGAAGGACCAUCUGAAUAUUAGCAGUAGCUGCUGGCCAUCUAUGUCCACAACGAGCAUGCUGAGACCAAGAGGGAGCAACUUUUCUGCAUGCUGACUUCAAACAAACAGACCCCUGAAAGGAAAGAAGUUAGAGACGCUUCGCUGAAUCGGACACUAGGACCAAAACCUCCAUUAGGCCUGGAUGCGAUGAACGCCUCAUGUAGGCAUCAGCAUGGAAAGCUGUGAGUCUCCCGUGGUUUCUGGGACAGAGGAUGGGCUCAGCUCCUCCCAACAGCAGCAACCACCACAGCCCUGGAACGAUCACUCUAACUCACAGGUUACUUGCACCAAACAGGCCCCUUCUCUGGAUGCCCUGUCCCUCUCUGGAUCUUACCCUUCUCAGCCCACGAACUCCAUUGCCCCUCAUGACGGGCUGAGAGACCUACAGUCACAGCAGUUGCAGCCAAAACAGACAUUACCUUUGGCCCACCUUGAUAAUUCUGCCAUUGGCCAACUGCAUUCCAGGAGAGAGCGUCUUGAAGGCGUGGAGCAGGAGGGAGCAAGCUGUGGAGAAGAGGAAGAAUCAGAGGACUUAGAUGAGAUGGAGAUUGACAGCUGUUUUCCAAGUCUUCAACCUUUCCCUGGGAUGCCAAUAACCUCAGGGGGAGGAGGAAUGCCCACUCUUUUGCUACAUCAUCCCAAGCAACAGCAAGAACCACCUGAGAGUGGAAGUGAUGAAGGAGAAGAGGAAGAGGAAGAAGAGAGCAGUGAUGUGGAAAACUUGGCUGGAGAGAUAGUUUAUCAGCCCGAUGGCUCAGCCUACAUUGUAGAGAGCCUCAGUCAACUGAUCCAAAGUAGUGGUGGUAAGGUACCUGGCCUGCUCCCUACAAACUCUGUCACAAGUGGGGGGAAACCGGGAGAACCGGCUGGGGCUUCGUCCUCAGUCUACCCACAGAUCAUCAAUACUUUCCACAUAGCAUCCUCUUUUGGGAAGUGGUUUGGUAAUUCAGACCAGAGUUUUCCCAAUACCUCAACAAUGGCAGGCCUUAGUCCUGUCCUGCACAGUUUUCGUGUCUUUGAUGUGCGGCACAAAAGCAACAAGGAUUACCUGAACAGCGAUGGGUCUGCAAAGAGGUCCUGUGUUUCCAAAGAUGUUCCCAACAAUGUGGAUUUUUCCAAAUUUGAUGGGCUAGCCCUUUAUGGCAAGGGUAAGCCCAUUUUAAUGUGUUUUCUCUGCAAGCUGUCCUUUGGCUAUGCUCGUUCCUUUGCCACUCAUGCAGUCCAUGAUCACCGCAUGACACUGUGUGAAGAUGAACGGCAGCUGUUAGGGGACAAGCAUGCCUCUGCCAUCAUCCAGGGCAUUGGAAAGGACAAGGAACCCCUUAUUAGUUUCCUGGAACCAAAAAUUAGGAGCAGUCCUCUGCCACCUACCCUGCUACCCAUUAACUCUGGACAGAGCUUCUAUGGCACAUUUAGUGGUGUCCAUCUAGAGCCUGGAAACAGCAGUGGGGGCAGUGAGACCCUUCUGAUCAAAGACUCUGACUCUGGCCUCCAGCAACAGCAGCAACAACAAACACCACUUAGUUCAGUUCUUUCUAUAGGUGGACGAAGUGUUUCCCAAGCAUCCGCUCUUACCUCUUCUCCAGGCUCUGCCAAAGACUCCAAUGCCCUUCCCAAACAGGGAUGCAGAAUAGAGGAGCCUGUGGGGAAAGAGCUGGCAUGCAAGGGAGAAGAUGGAAGAACUGAGGGACAUGAAAGCAAUGUGCAGCUAUCCAGCCAGUUGGGGGGCUCAGAAGAAGAGGAUGAGCUGUUAUUAGGGGAAGAGGAAGAUGAGGUGGAGGCAGAAAGCACCGCAGUGGCCUGUGGGGGUAAGAGUAGCAGCGGUGGGAGUGAGGCGGGGGAACAAGCUGUCUCAAACCAAAGCAAUUCCAAAUCUCCUUUAUUAAUGCCUAGUAGCACUCUCCAGCCUUCUGCCUGCACCUCUGCAGUUGGUUCUGCGCUCAACAGCAAAGCCCUUGCUUCCAUUUCCUCCUCUGUCAAGGAAGAGGCUUCAGCUGCAGAUGGUGGGGGGAGGACAUCAGAGCUCCCUCUGAGCUUUAACUGCCAGGGACCAACUGUUCCCAUGGCUCUAGCGGCAGCUGCCGUCAGAAGGAGCGAGGAUGACAAUGCUGGCACUUCUUCCUCACCUCUGUCCACCAAUGCUGCUGCUGAUGAAAGUGCCAAUCGAGAUAGUGCCACAGCUCCAGAACCAAAUGAUUGCCCAGCAGAAGGAGAGGAGGAAAAUGGAGCCCUUCUGCAUCAUCACCACAUACACCAUCAUCAUCAUCACCUGCACCCGUCAUCUCAUGGUCACCCCCUCCCCCUCCCAGGGGGUUCUUGUGAUAUAACAGGGAUGGGUGACUGUUCACAGAACCACGGCCAAGGUGGGAGUGGAGGAAGUGGAGUAGAAUGCCCCAAGUGUGAUACUGUUCUAGGUUCAUCACGCUCCUUGGGGGGUCAUAUGACCAUGAUGCAUUCACGCAACUCAUGCAAGACACUAAAAUGUCCCAAAUGCAAUUGGCAUUAUAAGUACCAGCAGACAUUGGAGGCCCAUAUGAAAGAAAAACACCCAGACUCUGGGGGCUCUUGUGUGUAUUGCAGCAGUGGUCAGAGUCACCCUCGUCUGGCUCGUGGAGAAAGCUAUACCUGCGGAUACAAGCCCUUCCGGUGUGAGGUGUGUAAUUACUCCACUACCACAAAAGGCAACUUAAGUAUCCACAUGCAGUCAGAUAAGCACCUGAACAACAUGCAGACGCUGCAGAAUGGAGGCUCUAUUGGCUCUGCGCAGGAACAGGUCUUUGGACACACUCCAGGUGGAGUGGUGGCUGUGCCCUCAGUGACCCAGGCCAGCAGCCAUCACAGUUCUCACCAUCAUCCAACGCAGUCGUCCUCUCAUUUGUCUGUACCAUGUGGAGCUCCAUCACCGACCAAGCCGAAGAGCAAACCUACCUGGCGGUGUGAAGUUUGUGACUACGAAACCAAUGUUGCACGGAAUUUACGCAUCCACAUGACCAGUGAGAAGCACAUGCACAACAUGAUGCUCCUCCAACAAAACAUGACUCAGAUGCAGCAUGGGCGACUUGGAAUAGGAGCCAUGACUUCGCCAUCUGAGGCUGAGCUUUACCAGUAUUACCUGACCCAAAACAUGAGCCUUCCACCAGGCCUUAAGAUAGACCCAGCUGGACCUGAGGCCCAGUUCUUAAUGGGGAGUUUUCAUCUUGAUCCCAGCAUGGCUACCUUGGCUCCUGCACUUGGUGGGGAAGUCCCAAUGGAUGUGCGUCUUGGUGGUGGGCAGCUGGUAUCCGAGGAACUUAUGACCCUUGGAGAAAGCCUAUCACAGACCACAGAUCCAUCCCUCAAGCUCUUUCAGUGUGCUGUGUGCAAUCGCUUCACCACUGACAACCUGGAUGUGCUAGGCAUGCAUAUGGGUGCCGAACGCAGCCUGCCAGAGGAGGAGUGGCGUGCUGUGGUGGGAGACUCUCAUCAGUGCAAGUUGUGCCACUACACCACACAACUUAAAGCCAACUUCCAGCUGCAUUGCAAAACAGACAAGCAUGUGCAGAAGUACCAGCUUGUUGCCCACAUCAAAGAAGGGGGCAAAGGCAAUGAAUGGCGACUAAAGUGUGUGGCAAUAGGCAAUCCGGUGCACCUAAAGUGCAAUGCCUGUGACUACUACACUAAUAGCCUGGAGAAGUUGAGGAUGCACACAGUCAAUUCACGACAUGAGGCCAGCCUCAAACUGUAUAAGCACCUGCAGCAGCACGAAAACGCUGUGGAGGGUGAUGCCUGCUACUACCAUUGCGUUCUGUGCAACUACUCGACCAAGGCCAAGCUCAACCUCAUCCAACAUGUGCGCUCCAUGAAGCACCAACGCAGCGAGAGCCUCAGGAAGCUACAGCGCUUGCAGAAGGGCCUGCCGGAGGAGGAGGAGGACCUCAGCUCUAUCUUUACCAUCCGCAAAUGCCCUUCUUCAGAUACAGGAGAGCUGAGCGAGGAUGUGGAGGCUGCUAGUGAGACCACCACAGACCAGGAGGACCAAACCAAAGACAGAGAAAGUGGGGGGGAGAAGGAGCUCACCAAAGGGACAGGUGUGCCCGGCCACUUGGAACGGCACCAGUCGGAUUCUCCUCUUCCCUCAAAAAGGCCCUCUUCACGCUCAGAGACCUCUGAGAGCCCACUCUCCUUAAAGCGUCCAAGGACAGCUGAGAAGGAAACUGUGGAGCAGAUGUACCAGUGCCCCUACUGCAAGUUUACCAACACCGACCUGAAUCGCCUCAGAAUGCACGUGAUGACCCAGCACUCUGUUCAGCCCAUGUUACGCUGCCCGCUGUGCCAGGACAUGCUCAACAAUAAGAUCCACCUGCAGUUUCAUCUAACACACCUCCACAGUGUUGCACCUGACUGUGUUGACAAGCUAAUAGCCACAGUAACGGCCUCUGAGGUUCUACCAGCAAGCAUGUUUAUACCGGUGCCUAGUCCAGACAAAGAGUCCCACAGCAAUCCAAUUGCUACCCCCAACUCCAACUCUGAGGAUACAAAAAAGCAGCCUGAUGCCACAGAUGCUGAACCAGAGAAAGGAAUGUCUCUCACCACUGACAUUGCUGAAUCGCGCAAAUCACCUUUAGAAGAUCAGCAAUCAGAAAAGGAAGACGCCACAGGAUUUCUGUGCUGGAAGAAAGGCUGCAGUCAAGUUUUUAAAUCUUCCAACUCUCUCCAAAUGCACUUCAAUGAAGUUCAUAACAAAAGGCCGCAGUUGCCGGUUUCUGAUCGCCAUGUCUACAAGUACAGAUGUAACCAAUGCAGUUUAGCGUUCAAAACUGUGGAGAAACUGCAGCUUCAUUCACAGUACCAUGUGAUCAGAGCAGCAACCAUGUGCUGCCUUUGUCAGCGGAGCUUCAGAACUCUACAAGCCUUGAAGAAGCACUUAGAAACAAGCCACUUGGAGCUGAGUGAAGCUGAUAUCCAGCAACUUUAUGGAGGAUUGUUGAUGAAUGGUGACAUUAUGGCAAUGGGAGAUCUAGCUCUAAAUGAGGAACAUGGAAGUUUGGGAGAAGAUGACAAAGAGGGAGAUGAAAGUGAUCCAGACGAAAAACAGAGUCCAACAGGCAGUGAUUCUGGCUCACUGCAGGAAGAUUCUGGAUCUGAACCCAAACGUGCACUACCAUUCAGAAAGGGCCCCAACUUUACAAUGGAGAAGUUUUUGGAUCCAUCUCGUCCAUUCAAGUGUACAGUAUGCAAAGAGUCUUUUACACAGAAGAACAUUCUGCUGGUCCAUUAUAACUCUGUCUCCCACUUGCACAAGGUUAAAAGAGCUCUUCAAGAAUCUACUACUGGUCAACCUGAAUCUACCAGUAGUCCUGAUAAUAAGCCAUUUAAGUGUGGCACAUGUAAUGUGGCAUAUAGCCAGAGUUCAACUCUGGAAAUCCACAUGCGCUCUGUUCUACACCAGACCAAAGCAAGGGCUGCCAAACUGGAAGCAGCUGGAUGUAUCACUAGCUCUGCAAGUGCUACUGGUCUAAUUAGUGGAGGCUCCAGCAUUAGCACUUCAUCAACUAGUCCAAGUCCAGCCAGUAACUCAACUCCUAGCUCUGCAAACCACAGUUCUUCAGUAUCUCAGGCACCUCAGAGUAUUCAUGGAGGAAAUCACAUGAACCAGGCUCAUAGCAUUGAAAGUAUGGGGAAUUCUUCAACAAGCUGCCAUUCUUCAACAACUGAGAGCCAUGAAGUGAAAAAGGCUAAAUUUACAGAGAUUCUUUCUGCAAGAGGGCAACAACAGCAGUUUCAGCAACAACAGCAAUUAGCUCAGGCACAAGCCCAGGCUCAAGCUCAGCUUCAGCAAGAGCUUCAACAACAAGCUGCUCUCUUACAAUCCCAGCUUUUUAAUCCAGCACUUCUGCAGCACUUCCCAAUGACAACUGAUGCACUUCUCCCACUGCAGCAGCAGCAAUUGCUUUUCCCUUUCUACAUCCCUGGAGCCGAAUUUCAACUUAACCCAGAUAUCAACAUCAGCAACUCUGUACUUGGCCUUGCAGGAUCUGCAGCUUCUACCCUGCAAGAAGAGUUAAAAAACUCAGCCCAGCAGGCCCAACAGAGUUGCCUGCAGCAGCAAUUAAUGCAUCACCACCUUCAGCAGCAGCACCAACAGCAGCAGCAGCAACAACAAGCUCACUCACAGGUUCAAGGCCAGAUGGCUUUGCUACAGCAGAGUGGAUCUCUUCUCCAGCAGGCUGAAAAGAAGCAAAAGAUUUCUUCCUCCAAAGAUGAAAAAGAGAAAGAAAUACAAAAAGAGAAAGAGGCAACUGAAAAAAUUGAGGACAAUGUGAGCAAAGAUUCAACUGAAAACAAACCAAAAGAGAAAAAGGACAUACAGAGCAUUUCACUAAGCAUUAACCAAGAUACUGGUUUGCUUCCACCCAGGAUUGCCUCAGAUGCUCGAGGAAAUGCAACGAAGGCCUUGUUAGAAAAUUUUGGAUUUGAAUUAGUUAUUCAAUACAAUGAAAAUAAACAGAAGGCUCAGAAAAAAACAAGUGGAUCAACAGGAUCAAGUGGUCUAGGUGGAAUACUGAAGGUUGUGGACCCCAUCGAGGGAUUAGAAAAACUGGAAUGUGAGGUGUGUGGCAAGCUGUUUUCAAACAUACUGAUUCUAAAGAGCCACCAGGAGCAUAUCCACCAGGCUUUUUUCCCUUUUCGAUCCUUAGAGAGAUUUGCUAAGGAGUACAGAGAGCAUUAUGAUAAACUAUAUCCGCUAAGACCUCCAACACCAGACACCACUCCUGCUGUUCCUCCUCCUCCACCACCACCACCUCCUCCUCCACCCCAAAGAGCUCCAACACCAAAUAUUCCAGUCACUACAGCCUCACUCACUCCUCCCACUGUUCCUCCUCCACAGCCCCCAGUUCCAAUGACUCAAAUAUCCAUGCCAAUGGAUUUACCCUUGUUCUCUCCACUUAUGAUGCAGCCCAUGGCACUGCAGUCUUUGCCCACUCAGUUGCCACCUCAAUUACCAUCUGUUGAGCCAAGCCUGGCCUCAGACUUGGCUCAACUCUAUCAACAACAGCUAACCCCUGCUAUGUUGCAGCAGCAAAACAAGAGGCCACGGACACGGAUCACUGAUGACCAGCUUAGGGUUCUGCGACAGUACUUUGAUAUAAACAACUCACCGAAUGAAGAACAAAUUAAAGAAAUGGCAGAUAAGUCUGGGCUGCCACAAAAAGUGAUAAAGCACUGGUUUAGAAAUACACUCUUCAAAGAACGGCAACGCAACAAAGACUCUCCAUAUAAUUUCAACAAUCCUCCAACAACAACUCUAGAAGAAACAAAAAUUGAUUCCAAACCUCCUUCCCCUGAACCUCAGAAACAUGAGCUCUAUGGAAGCAAAAGGUCAUCCAGGACCCGCUUUACAGACUACCAGCUGAGAGUUUUACAGGACUUUUUUGAUGCAAAUGCCUAUCCUAAAGAUGAUGAAUUUGAGCAGCUCUCAAACCUCUUAAGCCUUCCCACCCGUGUUAUUGUUGUGUGGUUCCAAAAUGCUCGACAAAAGGCAAGAAAGAAUUAUGAAAACCAGGGUGAUGGGGGUAAAGAUGGAGAAAGGCGAGAACUGUCAAAUGACCGAUAUAUUCGUACAUCAAAUCUGAACUACCAGUGCAAGAAAUGCAGUCUGGUUUUCCAGCGUAUAUUUGACCUGAUAAAACACCAAAAGAAACUGUGUUAUAAAGAUGAGGAUGAGGAUGGGCAGUAUGACAGUCAAAAUGAGGAUUCUUUGGAUUUUUCCCAUGACAGCUAUACUCCCUCUGGGUCUUCCUGUCACACACCAAUGCCCUCCUCUUCAAGUCUUUGCCCUCUUCCUCCAACAACAUCAGCUUUUUCACAACUCUCAUCUGCUGAAAAAGAGGAAGCUUCACCAGCAUCCACCUCAAACCUUUAUGAUGAAAAGCCAAAACAGUUACUAGAAAUGUCUUCUGAAUCCCGAGAUACUGAAACUUCUAUUAAGCAAGAAAUUGUGCUUCAAAACCAGUCUGAGCCACAACUCAAUAGAUCUCAAAGAGAUGAAAAGAUUCAUACUGUCUCUAAGGCUGUCAAGCAUUCUUCGUUGUCUCAGCAACAUCAACAGUGUGGCCCUUCGUCCUCCCAAACAACUCAAUCAUCACAAAGCUCCCAUUUGGGUCUCAAUCCACACCUGUCCUCUGCCACACAGCAGCUGGCACAGCAGAUGAUACCAUACCAGUGUGAACAAUGCAAGAUUGGCUUUCCUUCCUUUGAGCACUGGCAGGAACACCAGCAACUUCACUUUCUCUCUGUGCAAAAUCAAUUCAUCCAUCCUCAAUUCCUUGACCGCCCCAUUGACAUGCCUUUUAUGCUCUUUGAUCCCAGCAAUCCUCUCCUUGCGACCCAGCUUCUCUCUGGUGCAAUGCCUCAGAUACCUAGCAGUUCUGCCACCUCUCCUUCCACGCCAACCUCCACCAUGAACUCCCUAAAAAGAAAGCUAGAAGAAAAGGCCAGUACAAGCCCUGGAGAAAACGACAGUGCAAAUAGUGGAGAGGAACCACAGAGAGAUAAGCGGCUCAGAACCACAAUUACACCUGAACAACUGGAGAUCCUUUAUCAGAAAUAUUUAUUAGAUUCAAACCCCACUCGUAAAAUGCUUGACCACAUUGCUCAUGAGGUUGGGUUGAAAAAGAGAGUGGUGCAAGUGUGGUUCCAGAAUACUAGAGCUAGAGAGAGAAAAGGGCAGUUCAGAGCUGUUGGGCCAGCCCAGGCUCAUCGCAGGUGCCCCUUUUGUAGAGCCCUUUUCAAAGCAAAAACUGCCCUUGAGGCACACAUUAGAUCUCGUCAUUGGCAUGAAGCUAAACGUGCUGGAUACAAUUUAACUCUUGCUGGUUUGUUACCCGAGCAAGAGAACAUGCAAAUCAAAAUGGAUGUUUUAGAUACAUCAGGCUAUUCCCAACUAGCCACAACAGUGAAUAGUGAUGGCCAAAGCUCUUCCAUGUCUCCAGUAAACAAAAGCAUGGAUCUGUCUCCUAGAGGUCUGCUGAGCCCUUCAUCCAUCAAAGUUGAAGGAAUGGAAGAUUAUGAGGGUGCAACAAUGUCUUCUGUGAACCUUAGCUUUGAUCAAAACAAACUGGACAAUGAUGACUGUUCCUCUGUAAACACAGCAAUUACAGACACAACUACAGGAGAUGAGGCAAAUGCAGAUAAUGACAGUGCUGAUGCAAAGCCUAGCCAGAAUAGCGGUGAUUACCUUUCCAAGUCUGUAGGUUCUGCCACUAUACUCGAAACUGAUGACCAAAUGUCAUCAGGGCUAGUAAGCCCAGCAACAAGCUUCUAUGCUAAGGACUAUGAAAAUGAAAAUAUGAUUGACCAUAGUGAAACAUCCAGCCUGGCUGAUCCCUGUUCACCAAGUCCUGGAGCCUCAGGUACCAGAAGCAUUGACAGUGGAGACAGACCAGGCCAAAAGCGCUUCCGGACUCAGAUGACUAACCUCCAGCUGAAAGUGUUAAAGUCUUGUUUUAAUGAUUACAGGACACCAACCAUGUUGGAAUGUGAGGUGCUCGGCAAUGAAAUUGGACUCCCAAAGAGAGUGGUUCAAGUGUGGUUUCAAAAUGCUCGUGCCAAGGAAAAAAAGGCAAAGCUUAAUAUGGCUAAGCACUUUGGAAUAAACCAGACAUCUUAUGAGGGACCGAAGACUGAAUGCACAUUAUGCGGCAUUAAGUAUAGUGCUCGCCUUUCUGUGCGUGAUCAUAUAUUCUCCCAGCAACACAUAUCUAAGGUGAAGGAUACCAUUGGGAGCCAGAUUGAUAAAGAAAAAGAAUAUUUUGACCCAGCUACUGUUCGUCAGCUAAUGGCCCAGCAAGAGAUGGAUCGCAUUAAGAAGGCCAAUGAAGUUUUGGGUCUGGCACAACAGCAGGCCAUGCAACAGCAGGGGAUGUUUGAUAACUCUGCUAUGCAGACUCUGAAUCUCCAAUCAGCGUAUCCAAAUCUCCAAGGCAUCCCACCUGUUCUUUUGCCAGGGGUCGGCAGCCCUUCUUUAUCCAGCUUUAAUUCAUCCAAUUCAGCUUUAACUCCUCCAAAACCUUCUAACCUCCUGAACAUGCCGGGUGCCAGUGUUCCCUCACCAAGCCUGCCCACUUCUGGAUUACCUAAUAAACCUCCCUCUUCAGCAUCUCUUGCUGCAUCCAGCCCUGCCCAGAACAACACAUCUGCUUCCCAUUCAAGCCCCACCCCCACAUCGACCUCUACAUCAUCAACAACACCGUCUGGCUUGCGACCUGGACCUCACAAGGAACGUGAAGUUGAGAGUUUAAGAGAGAAAGAAAAAAUAAAGGAAAAGACAGAAAAAUCUUCAACCCCAUCUUCAACUGGAAGUACACCAGCUCCUUCCACUUCUGCUACCAGUGCCAAGAAGGAGAAACCAGACACAGCAGUCCCUGCCACCUCUAUGCCAACACCUGGCAUGGAGUAUGUGGUAGACCCUGCCCAGCUACAAGCUCUGCAGGCUGCUUUGGCAUCAGACCCUACAGCUCUACUUACUAACCAGUUUUUACCCUACUUCAUGCCAGGCUUUUCCCCUUAUUACACCCCACAGAUCCCCGGGGCUCUUCAGGGAGGCUACCUACAACCAAUGUAUGGUAUGGAAAGUCUCUUCCCUUACAACCCAGCAUUAUCUCAAGCACUCAUGGGCCUCUCUCCAGGGUCAUUAUUGCAGCAUUACCAGCAAUAUCAGCAAAGCUUGCAAGAGGCGCUACAGCAGCAGCAGCGGCAGCUUCAGCAGAUCCAGCAACCCAAAUCAAGCCAAACUACAGUUCCAACCCAAAAUUUAGGGGAUCGCAAAGAGUCCACCAAAGAUUCUGUCAAAACAGAGGAGCAAAAAAGUAACCCCCAGAGAGAAACCCCCAUAUCAUCUUCGUCAUCCUCCUCCUCCAAUAACAAAGUACCCUCUGAACAGAAUGAGAUAGAUAACAAAGCUAUGGACCUUCAUCUAGACCAGUACAUUGUUCCCAAAGUGCAGAGUAAACUUGCCUGUCGCAAGUGUCAAGCUGUUUUCACCAAGGAAGAUGCGGCUAUUACACACAUCAAAUCUAACUGUUUCUUUGGUCAAUCUGUGGCAAAUUUGCAAGAGGUGUUGCUGCGUGUCCCCGGUGGCGUAGGUGUUGGGGGCGGAAGUCUAUAUGACUGCCUGGCUUGUGAAACUACGUUGGAUGGGGAAAAAGCACUCAGUCAACACUUGGAAUCGGCAUUGCACAAACACAGAACAAUCAAGAGAUCAGUCAGAAAUGCCAAAGAGCACGCUACUAGUUUAUUACCUCACUCUUCAGCCUGCUUCCCCAGUCCUAACACCGCAUCUACCUCGCAGUCUGCCACUCAUCCCAUCAGCAGCCCAUCUCCCCUGUCAUCGACAUCAGCUACCAUGCCAUCCUCUGCUGUGUCUACUUCCCUGUGCUCCUCCUCCAAGGCCCACCUUAAUACAGCAGCUGCCAGCAAACCCUGGCCACAGGCCCCCUUCUCUAGAGCUUCAUCUGGAAAGUCCAGCGCUAGUCCAUCCUCAUCUUCCUUUCCUCCAGUGUCCUCACCCUCAACGGUUACCUCAAGUUCAUUGAGCACCUCAGGAGUUCAGACCUCGAUACCAACAGACGUCUUUACCGACGAGUCUGACUCUGACAGCAGUCAGAAGUCAGCAGACAGGCAGGGCAGGUCGGCAGAGGAGCUACAGCAGCCUACCUAUGUCAAAGACAGUAAUAGUUGUAGUAGUAACUUGGCUAGCGUAGGAACAGACUCCAUCAGAUUGUAAAAGAGCUUUCAGUGAUUGAUAUUUAAAAAAAAUACAACAAAAAUGACAAAAAAAAUAAUAAAAUCAUAAAAGCAGCAAUGUUAAAAUACAAUUAAAGUAUACAAACCAAUUUCAGAAAAAAAAGAUGUGUAAAGACUUACUGCAAUUCCAAAGCUUGUAACCAAAAAAUUUUAAUGUCAGUGGAUUGUUUUCCCAUAACAACAUGCUGGUUUUUAUUUAUUUUUUUUUUCUUCUUUUGUUUAUCCCAACUGAAAUUCAAAUGUACUAAGGUGUGAGGACAUAAGAGAUCCAAGAUCACUGCUGAUAUAUGUAAUGUAAAGGUAGAGCAAUGCUGUACUCUAUGGCAAUGGACUGCCUCAAUGUUGGCAAAUGGCCUAAUAGCCCUUGUUAAGGAAUGCAAAUUACCAACCUAACACUUUCUACUUAAGAGCACAGUCACAAAAGCCAGUAUGUAUUGUAUGGGAGAAUAGUCUGUUCAUUCAGUUUUCUUGCUACUUAAGCAUUCUGAUACCAAUGGCUUGCAAAGUAAAAAAAAAAAAAAUGUAAUGUCUAUUUUAUUCUCAGGUCAAGAGCUCAACGAUGUUUUUUCUGUUACAGAUAUUCAUGUUUGUUUUUUUUCUCCAACAAGAUGAGCAUCUUGUUCCUUCAAGUUGAUUUAACCACAACAUUUUAAGUUAAAUUGAAUUUUAACAAGGCAUUUUGUAAUGGGCAUUUUAAAGAAUUGAUUUGAUAUUCCUAAUUUUAAAGUCUUCUUAAAGUGAUCAAAUCCAAUUAUAUUAAGAUAAAGAAAGCAUUGCAGACAUUGUAAUGGGCAAGUAAAAAAUGUUUUGAUAAAAAAAAAUGAAAUAAAACCUGUAUUUAUAGAUAUGAGCAUUUUUGGUGUUAAGUAGAUUGUUGCAUUGGAAAUGAAUUUCAACAGUAUGGUAGGUUGGAAAAAAAAAACUUUAUGUACAUUUAACUUUUGUAUUGUCUAAUUUUAAGACACUUCAUUUGAUGUUGACUUGGUCAUUCCAAUAGUCUAGGUUAUUGAGAGGUAACUUGUCAAAACAUUGUUUCUGUAUUAUUCUCAAAUUUUUGUGAAAUAUUCUCUGGAAUGCCCCUCUUGAUAAGGCAGGAUCCUUUUUUAGGAUCAAAAUUUAUUUAAUUUUGAGAUGUGGUUGGUGUUGUUCAAACCAAACGAUCGUGGGUGAAAUACUGACAGAUUUAUUUUAUUUAAUUUUUGUUAACUUUGUGCACUUAUCAUUGUCUGACUCCUACUUUUAACUCCUCUUGUUUCUCUUUUCGCACUUAUUUUUUUUUUUGUCCUGUAUUUGUAGACAUUUAUCCUACAAAACAGGUCUUAUUUUCUUCAUAUUAAGUGACUAAGGUGUUCAUUUUUGCUUUGUCUUUUUUCAUAAAUCAAAAAAGAUUACUACUAAUAAUUCUCACGCUUUAAGACAAAAGAAAAUCCAAAGACUAAACACUUUCACCAUUGGUGCAUAAAGAUGAGAAGAGAGGCUUCUUUAUACUUGAGAAUUUGUUGCCGUCUUUUAAGGAAAGAACAUAAAGUUUUAAAAGUUAAAGGAGUACGUAUCCAAGUUGCCGUUUCUGCUUGUUCGCAAGCAAGUUGGUAGCUUUUUUACGUAAAUAACCAAAAACCAAAAAGGGCCCUUGUCCUUGCAUUGUUGAGUAGCACCGUUACAGAGCCAUUGCAGUUUGUAAGAUAGAGGUUAUUGAUCUUUGUUUGACUUUUGUCACAUUUAAAUGUCCAUUUUUUAAAAGAAAAUGUAUAAGGUCUGGUCUUCAAGGACAUACGUUUUGCUGCUAAUGUAGAUUUUUGAAAAAACAAAAAAGAAAAAAGUAAUACCUAGAUGCAUGCUCAUUUUGCUUUUGGCUAAGCUUUAACUAAAACAAACAAUAAACCAAUUUCUUGCCUCUGCAACACCUUUUUUUCUUGUUGCAAAAACGGAACUUUGAAGACUGUGAAUAUAUGUUCCAAAGGACAUUUUGCGGAGUUUCUUUUUGAACAGACCAAUGUUUGAAGCCAAUGAUCUAUAACGUUUGUAAAGAACAGUGCAUUCCAAAUAUCACAGUGGAUUUUUCUUAAGCAAGGACUGAUCAAUCUAAUUUCAUUUGAUUAUUUUUAUUUUGCUAUCUAUUUUUCUCAUUUUUUAAUGACUUUAAACUGUUGUGUAUAUUUUUUGCAUCAUUGGUUACUUAACACAGUGACCUCUACAUGUCCUUUGUGCUGGCAUGGAACAUGGCUGAAAAAUCCCUCCAUCCAAUCAAGGUUGUUGCUUACUUGUUAAGCAAGUAACAGUGGUUACCAAAAAUGUAUAUAAUACAUCUGGUACUGAUGUGUCUCAUAGUUUUUUUUCUUUUUCUUUUUACAUUACUGCCAUUCAACGUCCUCCUAGUCUCAGAGGGAUUCAAUGGCUUGUUGAUGAGGUCUUAUCGCUCUUAUCCAUGAAGUCUACUUGUGAGUUGUUUCAUCAUUGUGCAGGGUACCAAUUCCACUCUUAGAUUACAGGUUACAGGGCAUCUUCAGUCCAAAGCAUCUUCUGCAGAAGAGUUAAAAGUUUAGUUGUUUUUUUUGGUUUUGUUUUUUAAAGAUGCCCCUUGCUUUCAAAUACUCCGGAUCCAUUCAUAUCCAAAGAAGUCAUCUAAUUAUUUUUACUGCAAUGGAAAUAGUUGUGUAUAGGUGCCCGCAUCUUCUCAUUGGUGACGUUAAACUCAAUAUUUUCUAAACCAAAACCAAGGUGUCUUUAAUUUUUUUCUAUUUUUUUUUUGGGGUGGGGGGGGGGAUAAACAAUUUUUGGCCAAUAUUCAACCUAAUGAAUACAAGGCACAAUCUCUAAAGUAUUUAAAAAGUGCUACUUCUGCCAGAGAAAUGUGAUACGGUGUUAAUACCAUGCUGUGCUGUUCAAGUCAGUAGAUCUGGUCUGCAAACUUGAAAAUUCUCAAAUCCAGUUUCUUGGAGUACUGUUGACGUGUGUACCUUGUUAUUUUGAAAGCAAUUCUUAAGUUAUACAGUUUACUGUCUCACCAAUCUUUUGUUUUCAUAUUUUAUUUUUCAAAGAUUGUUAAAUAUGUACUGUAUUGUUUUUUUCUCUCUUGUGUUUGCAUUUUGCCUUAGUUUCUGUAUAUUACUUUUAAUCAUAAAUUAACACUAGCUUUAAUUUGAAAUGUUGAAAUUUAGAAAAACAAACAAAAAAAUGACAAGACCUGGCCACUUUAUGGUGUGACAAUGUUCUUUAUAUUCAAUGUUUCAAUGUUAUCGUUUGUUCUCUGUUUACUCAAAUUGUAAUCAUUCAGGCUCUUUUGUGGACCACAAAGUCAAGGUCUCCACAACAGAUUAAUGCCAGUAUGGGUGUGUUUUUGUGUGCCUGUGUGUAUCUGUAUGUAUUUCAGAAGAGCCAGCAUCAAUUCAUUUUGUUUUUCCUUGUUACCCUUUUUUGUUGUGUUACACACCAAAUAAACAGAACCACAAAGCUGGAUUGUGAUUUAAAUUAUAAACAAAUGAAAAUGAAACAAAAUAGCUCUUAAUGAGAACAAUGAACCCAAAGCACUGAGCAGUUUUAACUUUGAUUGAAUAUGUUAAUGUGGCCAAAGCUUUAUGCAGUUGUGACAAAAAGAGACAAUUUCUGCCCUUUACAAGUGCAUAUUUUAUUGUAGAUUCAAUAAAAUAUACGUGAGUAAACAUUGGGAUAGACUUAAUGGACGCUUACAUGAGAAAGACAAGAUUUUGUUGUUGAGGUAAUUUUUUUGCCCACUGUGAAACAUGUACCUGUAUACAGAUAUAGAUAUAUUUAAAGACAUCUUUUUCUGUUCUUUUUUUGUCUUUGAGAUGAAGAAAGAAUAAGUAAAACAGACUCUGGGAAGCUUUGGAGACCUCUUUAGGAGGAUGUAAGAGCCUAUGGGCACCACAAAACUGGGCACGGGAGCCAAGGCAGGCUCAAAACAGCUUUAAAAAACACCUCCUCAUUCGAUAACUGACAUCUCUGUAAAAGGAAUGGACUCUGGAACCAAUGGACUUGUGUGACUACGCAGAGAGGGAGGUCACUAAAUGAAACUGAACUGAAGUGGCUCCAGCUGCCUCUAACCCCCUCCCCCAUCGGUCCUUUGUUUCUCUAGUUCUCCUUCAGCUUCUGCUCUUUGGUGGACAUUUUUCAGAUGUCAGGACAGUAUGGACAGAGAUGCUUGCGUCAUUUCUUCCUUUUCGUGUUGCUACCUGUAUAAUUUCCUUGUGCUUGUCUCUGGCUGACAAGUACAGCUCUCUAGUCAAAUGGCGACUCACCCCUCUCUAUGUUACUUACAUAAACUAAAUAGGGAAAUUGAUAGCAUAGUGAGGGGAUGAGUUAUCAGAGCUGUUAUUCCUAGAGGCAGACACAGAAAAAAGCGUAAUAACCAAAAUUACCAACCAAACUAACAACCAAACAACCAUUUGCUCCAGCUUCAAAGAUGAACUGUUACCUGGAGUACUCUGUUCCUUUUGUGACUUCUGGUGCCACAAUGUUUUUUUUUAUGUUUUUAGUUUUCCUUUCUUUUACUCCUCUUCUGAGCCUCAUAAGCAUGGCUCUGUGGCUCCAGGAAGCCCAUCUGAGGGUAGAAAAAAACAGCCUUGCAAUGUACAAAAAAGAGCAAGUUAAACCAAAAAUGUUGUUCUUGAUGUCUUUUCUAUACUGUAGUCUUGUUAGUUUUUUUUUGUUUUGUUUUUUGUUACUGUAAUCAUAUGAAGAUUUCCAGACUGUACCAAAUGACAUGGAAACUAACAUACAUACAACCACAUGGAACUUCAGACUUUUAAAGAAACUUUUGUCACAAAACCUUGUUGUCCUAGUUAAGUUGAUUGUAGAUGGUAAUUGAAUAUACUCCUUUGAAAAUAUUUCAUCAAGUAUGUUUCUUGCUCAUUGUGAUACAUUAAAAAAGUAUGAGCAUUAAAUGGA